Messenger RNA from Dermatophagoides pteronyssinus (European house dust mite), 592 nucleotides. RefSeq lists its product as uncharacterized. The record is from RefSeq and is a predicted model, not a curated record. NCBI's taxonomy places the organism in Eukaryota, Metazoa, Arthropoda, Arachnida, Sarcoptiformes, Pyroglyphidae.
CUUUCUCUGCUUUUGCUGAUUUAUAGUGAAUUUUCAAUUUCCAACAGCAAUUUUCUUUAUCAUCAAAUCAGAUUGUGUUGUGAAUUGAUUUUGUAUUUUUAAAUUUAACUCGAAAGUCAACAAAAGAAAGCAAGGAUGGAUUUGAUGACCAUUUGCCGAUAUAUAUUUGGUGCGGCUGCCGCUAUAGUUGGUUGUUUAACAUUAUUGUCGCUAAUUCAAUAUAGUUAUGAAAGAAAUGAUCUUAUCUGGGCAAUAUGUGCUGUAGUAGGAUGUUGUUGCGGCGUGGUCGGUGCAUGGAAAGAACAUUUCCUUAUGUCGGCCAUAUGUGGAGCAGCUUGGGCAGGAUUAUGGGCACUCACACAUUUUAAAGGCUGGUAUGGUGGCUUUUAUUAUAGAAAUCAUGCUAUUGAAGUGGAAAUUGGUAUGACAAUCGCUGGCUGCGUCUAUGCUGCCGUAUUAUAUUCCAAUGGAAAACGGGAUAUGGGUUUACCCACUUUCUGAACAACUAAUCGAAAACAUUGUUGUGAAAUAAAUUUAUUUGUUCAUUUUGAAAAGAGAUAUUAGACAAUAAAAACAGAUUAGAUAGAAUAUU